Molecule: messenger RNA, 1582 nt
Organism: Pseudomassariella vexata
Lineage: Eukaryota; Fungi; Ascomycota; Sordariomycetes; Amphisphaeriales; Pseudomassariaceae
Product: major facilitator superfamily domain-containing protein
Exons: 2
Coding region: 303-1535 (410 amino acids)
Biological process (GO): transmembrane transport
Cellular component (GO): fungal-type vacuole membrane
Molecular function (GO): transmembrane transporter activity
Source: RefSeq, a predicted model, not a curated record
UAGGAUACGAAGGUGUCGAUUUGAAAUUGGACCCCAUGUACAGACUAGGUCGAAUACGUAAGGUUUACGUGCCUAUGAAACUCCAUCUCCAGAACGUGAAAUACGAAUGGCCAAUAUGUUUCCAAGAUUCCAGAGAGCCUCUCCAUGCCAAGAGCCUGGAUGCUACCCUAAAGAGGCGGAUAUGGUAUCUGUCAGCGGAUAUGCUAUGAGGCUAUGACACCCAUGUAUGCUGCCACCUAUCCGCGACAGAAGGAUGGUUUAUGAGGCAGUCGAAUAAGUAGACUCUCAAAUACUCGAGAGUCAUGUCGAGAGACGGUGUUUAUUCUCCACGACGAUUGUCGCCUCUGUUGCAAGAUGACCUCGUUCCAAAUUCCAGACGAACCUCCAAAUGGAGGAUGGCUUCUGCAAUAGCAUGGAUUGGUACAGUCCAGGGCUUCCUUUUGAAUCUUGUCGGCUUCAUCAGCGGGCCAAUCUACGAUAUGGGACACAUCAAACCGCUCAUAUACGGAGGAGGGUUGCUUAAUGUGCUGGGACUUGUGGCGACAAGCUUCGCGUCCCAAUACGCUUGGGCGUUCCUCUCUCUGGGAGUCUGCGUCGGCCUCGGAUCUGGAUUGCUGUACGUGCCGAGUGUCGCCAUAGUAGCUACCUACUUCACGACGAAGAGACCGCUGGCGACGGGCAUCAGUGCCACCGGCUCCAGCAUUGGCGGUGUUCUCUAUCCGGUCCUGUUUCGCGUCUUGGUCGAUCGAGUUGGCUUCUCCUGGGCGUGCCGGUCUUUCGCAUUCAUCAAUGGAGGUUUGCUGAUAACCUGCUGUCUCCUCAUCGCCCCUCGAGUCGUUCCGUUUUCUAAGCGACGAAUCUUCGCCACUGGAGCCUUACGCGACUUCCCGUUCCUACUGUUCAGUACCGCGCUGUUCCUCCUGUGGCUCGGGGUGGAUGUGCCAUUCUUUUUCUUGCCCAGUUUCAUCCAAGAAAGGCUGAACUCUUCAGCUGAACUAGGCGAUUACUUACUGUCUGCCAUGAGCGCAUCUUCCCUGUUUGGCAGGGUGCUCUUGGGCCUUGUGGCAUCAAACAUCACCCCUCUUGGUGUAUGGCAGGCCUCGAUAGGUGCCUCUUGCGUCUUGCUGUUCUGCUGGGCAACUAUCGGCAACUUGCCGGGAAUUGUGGCCUUCGUCAUUUUCUACGGCUUCUUCACUGGAGGGGUGAUAUCACUCGUCUCACCUGUGCUCCUGGUCAUAUCUCCUGACCUGAGCAUUGUGGGGUCUAGACUGGGUAUGAGCAGUAUUUUUUCCGGACUGGGUUUUCUGGUUGGGCCGCCCAUUUCAGGCGCAAUUCAGAAAGGCGCCGUCGGUUAUUGUGGGCAGAGUGCGUUUGCUGGAUCAACAUAUCUUGUCGCAUUUGCUAUUGUGGUCGUGGUUGGGUGGAGACACCGACGAAGUACGUCGCGCGACGAACAUCACAAUGAUGGAAAUACUCAGAGCGUAGAUGUCCCCAAGAUCACGGUGGUAGUGUUGCGGAAGGAACGCAAAUCAUAGUGGUACCAGUUGUUGUUUCCGACACCACUUGGAUCUAGCGAGUGCAC